AUGGCUGUAACAGAUAGAUCCCAUGAUGAUAAAAGGGAGACACCGGUGAGACAACGCAAGGCUCAUAAGAAGUCUCGUCUUGGCUGUAAAAAUUGCAAACUUCGGAGUGUAAAGUGCGAUGAAUCGAGGCCAUCUUGCAAACGCUGUGUGGCUUCAGGCUUCAUAUGCUCUUUCACACAGUCCUUCCCAUCGGCUCUUCAACUCGAGCACCGCAGUGCAGGACCUACCUUCUCAGUCAUCGACAAGACUUUUGGCCCCAUCAACCCUGGCUUUAGAGUUCCUAUCAUACAGCCGCUGAAGGGAAGUGUGGGUGAGAUUAUUCUUGAUGAUGCUGCUCUUGCGGCGGUGGAGAGAUUUAGGGUCAGAACAGUGUUUUCGCUGGGAACAGAGAGGACGAGGAGUGUUUAUACCCAGGGGGCCUUUAUGUUGGGCUUUCAAUAUCCUUUUCUGUUGCAUGUCUUUGUUGCCCUGACGCUCCUUCAUGAUCAGCAUCUCAAUCCUCGCCAAGUACCCUCUCAGCGCACAGCUCUUGCAUUCCAUUGGUAUCAAGCGACGGCGCUCUUCCACAGACGUCUUGCCGCCGCUGGCGCGAUCGCCGACCCUUCGACGCUGCCUGGCCCUGAGCGCGAUGCCCUGUGGGCCUCAGGAGCAUUGCUCGGAGCUGCGUCGUUUGCGCUUCUUGAUGUGGAAGACGUUGAUGCUGCCUGGCCGCUCAGGGAAUCGGACAAUCUCGAUCUGAACUGGCUCAGGAUGAGCGAUGGCAAGAAAGUUGUGUGGCAACUCAGUGAUCCGACGAGGGAAGGUAGUAUUUUUCAGUCGCUGCUCAAAGAGCGGGAUGGGAUGCCAGAUGGGAGACUUCCAGUUCCUCUUGGUGCCCUGCCUGAUGUAUUCUACACCGCGUUCGACGUGGGAUCGUCGUCAAAUGCUGAGAACAACCCCUAUCACAUCGCUGUUUCGUUACUCGCCCAAUUACUCCCUCAUAAGAUUGACGACAACACCGUCAUCCACUUCCUCAGCUUUAUCUCUCAGCUGGAUCCACGUUUUAAGAAGCUGCUGGAGGAAAAGGAUCCCGGGGCUAUGGUCCUACUGGCGUGGUGGUACGCCAAGGCCGCGGCACAUAGUUCGUGGUGGAUGCAGAGGAGAUCGCUGAUCGAGGGACGAGCGAUAUGCACCUAUUUGGAGAGGCAUAGUACGGACGUGGAAGGGAUUCGAGAGCUGAUUCAGUUUCCAAAGAGGAUAUUUGAGUCGUGUCGGGAGAAUGGAGGUAACAUGACCUUGGAGGAUAAGCAUGCUUUGAUGUCAGGUAUGCAGAUAUACCUUUGA
Fusarium sp. VM40 is the source of this 1323-nucleotide messenger RNA. NCBI's taxonomy places the organism in Eukaryota, Fungi, Ascomycota, Sordariomycetes, Hypocreales, Nectriaceae. The record is from the annotation of a GenBank genome assembly.